UUACUAUUAAUUUCUCAUUUCCUUGUUUUUAGCAUUGCUGUUGUUAUCAUCAUUCUUUGUGUUUGUCCCAAUCCUUGUUUGGUUGCUUAGAAGAUACUGAAAGCAAGAGAGAAGGAAAUGGAAUAUUAUUAAACGAAGAUAUUUCUGCAAUUGGAAAGAAAGUUCAUGCAUUCUUUUGAUGGAUUACUUGUGGUGAGAAACUUUUUUCUAAGAAAAUGACGCUGCUUUCGGGAAAAAUGACGUGUGGGGCAAUACAUUCAUGGACAUUUAGCGAGCUAGUGGGUGCAUUUCUUGAUCUUGGGAUAGCGUUUCUAUUGCUAUGUGCAUCAACUCUGGCUUAUUUGGCCUCGAAAUUUUUGGGUUUGUUUGGAUUGUGUCUACCGUGUCCUUGCAAGGGACAUUUUGGGAGUUCUAGAAGUGGUCCCUGCUUGCAAAGAGCAUUGGUGGAUUGCCCGCGGGAGAAAACCUCUUCCGUUCAAUUGUCGGUGAAGAGCACGUUCCCUUUCGAUUUGACAUUGGCUGACGACCCGAAUUACCAAUUUAAUUUGGGGUGGGUGGAUGGGAGAAAUCGUAAGAACAAGCAUGUUGAGAAGGAAGGUGAAGCGUCGAGUAGCUCGUAUAUGGAGAAGGCACAAGAUUUUGUUGGGAGAAGUUUGGUGGGAAGCUACGAAGCUGGUUUUGAGUUCGGUAUGGCGAACGCGCCAACCGUGAAGCAAGGAAGGUUUGAUCUUAAGGGUAAAAGGGCUGCAGAUCAUAGGAAGAGACUUGGUCUUCGGCAGCGCCACAAACGGAGGGUUGUUGAUUAUGGGAAGUCUUCUACAGUUUCAUCAUAUGAUCCUUUAUGCUUGGAUGCAAAAGAUGGUCGUUGGACUCCCUCCAGUGUUUAUAAGAUAGGGACUGAGAUUACUGAAGAAGGCGGCUCAGUACCUGUUAAUUCUGGAGAUGGCUGGGAAGCACUUGUGGACAUUUCUUGGCAGGAUAGAGUUUCAUGUGGCAUUGAAUUGAAUGAAUCUUUUGAUGAAGAUAAAUCUACAAAGAAGAAGGCAUUACGUGUUGAAGAGUCCAGCUACAACACACAAAGGGAGCUAAGCUUUGAUAGUAAUAAGACACAUACAGUUAGGGUCUUAGAACAAGCACUUGAAGAAGAGCAUGCUACUCGUGCUGCUCUGUACCUUGAACUUGAGAAAGAGAGAUGUGCUGCUGCUAGUGCUGCAGAUGAGGCCAUGGCUAUGAUAUUGCGGCUACAAGAGGAGAAGGCAUUAAUUGAAAUGGAAGCUAAGCAAUACCACAGGAUGAUAGAAGAAAAAUCUACUUAUGAUGCCGAGGAAAUGGACAUUCUCAAAGAGAUCUUACUGAGGAGAGAAAGGGAAAAACAUUUUUUAGAGAAGGAAGUUGAAGCUUACAGGCAAAUGAUUUUUGGAACUGAUCAAUUGGAUGCUGAUAUGGAGGCCAUGCAAGAACCGGGAAUUUCUUCUUUGUUGUAUUCAAGUGAAGAUCAGAUGCUAAUGCUACAGCAUAUUAGCAAAUCCUUGAACGAGAAGGAAAGGUUGGAAAACACAAGUAGUUCUAGAGACUAUGAGGUCCCAUUGCAGAACCGUAUUCUUGCUUUUGGGAAAGAACUGCCAUACCCGGAAUUGGACGACGAUGCUGAUUUUUCAAAGAAAGGAGACAUUCGUAGGCAUCCAAGCAUUGACAAGCAGCCUAAUUCUUUAAGUCGUGAUGAGUUUCGAGAGGAGGGAAUGGUAUCCAUGGAUGAGAAUCCAGUUACUCAACAUAGAGAAUUGCAUACAAUAGAGGCAUGCUCACAAUUAACUCAGUCAAGUACUGAGGAAGGAUUUAAUUUGCAUGCGGGAAACAUUAAACCAGUUAGGGAAGGACAUGAGCAAAGUGAUAAUAUGAGUCUAUCCCAAAGGUUGGCAACAAAGACGGUUGAAUCUUGUAAUGAAGAUAAGAUUAAUAUUGCAUAUACAAAUCAGGAAGAGAAAGUUACAUAUAGCUCAUUUGGUGACACAGAGCCUUGUGUUCAUGAUGUCCAUGUCAUUGAUGACGAAUCUCAUAUGUCUAGGGAAGACAGUAUAAAGAAGAGUGAACAGCUUUCAAGGAAUGCUUCCUUAAACCUUUGUAGAAAAGGUGAUAGUCCAACCUUAAGCAGGCCAGAUAUAACUAGUGGACUGCCUCCAAAGGUUCCAUCCCGUAGCAAACCUCCGGUUUCUGAUUUACGGCGAAAGUCAAUGUCUGCGAUAGAUUUUCGUAGAAAUUCAAUGUCUGCAAUUGAUUUUCGUAGAAAUUCAAUGUCUCCAAUUGAUAAUGAAAGGUUAAAAAUUGAUAACGAAGUUGAGUGGCUUCAAGAAAGACUAAGGAUCGUGCAAGGAGAAAGAGAGAAGCUCAACUUCUCUUCGGGGAACAAGGAAAGGGAAAAAGUUCAGUUGCAACUUCUGGAGGAUAUAGCGGGUCAGCUUCAAGAGAUUCGCCAGUUAACAGAGCCUGGAAAAGCGGUACGGCAGGCCUCUUUGCCCCCUCCAUCUUCUAAGGUUAUGUCAAAGAAAAGAUGUUGGCGCAGUGCAUCUUUAGGAGUACGUUGAAGGACUUAUGUAAGGUAUCUCACACCUAGAUGAUGGAUCUGGUUAUGUUGCAUUUAGGAAAUCAGAGCUCCAGUUAACUGAACCCCUCCCCUCCCAAAAAAAAAAAAAAAAAGAAGGGAUAUUUUCAGAGACCUCCAAUACUUUCCUUUUCAGUUUAUUAAAUAUGCUUCUUAAGUCUGUAGGAGUGGCAACUUACCCACUCUCUUAACUUACCACUUUAAAUUAAAUGAAAAUAGUUGCAUGCGUGAUGCGUCUUAAUCAACUAUUUUAGUGACUUUUCUAUUAAUGUCGUUUCUACCCCAUUUGCCUCCAUGUAACAUAUGAGAUUAUUUUUAUCAAUUUUUCUAGCAGUUGCUUGC
Corylus avellana is the source of this 2941-nucleotide messenger RNA. RefSeq lists its product as uncharacterized. The record is from RefSeq and is a predicted model, not a curated record. Lineage: Eukaryota; Viridiplantae; Streptophyta; Magnoliopsida; Fagales; Betulaceae.